Messenger RNA from Mandrillus leucophaeus (drill), 2133 nucleotides. RefSeq names its product 5'-3' exoribonuclease 1-like. Lineage: Eukaryota; Metazoa; Chordata; Mammalia; Primates; Cercopithecidae. Gene Ontology annotation, molecular function: RNA binding; 5'-3' RNA exonuclease activity. Gene Ontology annotation, cellular component: nucleus. Bases 119 to 1498 code for a protein of 459 amino acids. Gene Ontology annotation, biological process: rRNA catabolic process; nuclear-transcribed mRNA catabolic process. The record is from RefSeq and is a predicted model, not a curated record. The transcript is spliced from 12 exons.
AUGGUCGGCCGGGCGGUGUGUUGUCAUCCGCGGAGCGACGGCCGGAGGCGGCGGCGGAGCCCCGGCGGGGCGUUUGGUUUCGGUUUGGCCCUGACUGGGAUUAGUGUUGACGGUCGAAAUGGGAGUCCCCAAGUUUUACCGAUGGAUCUCAGAGCGGUAUCCCUGCCUCAGCGAAGUGGUGAAAGAGCAUCAGAUUCCUGAAUUUGACAACUUGUACCUGGAUAUGAAUGGAAUUAUACAUCAGUGCUCCCAUCCUAAUGAUGAUGAUGUUCACUUUAGAAUUUCAGAUGAUAAAAUCUUUACUGAUAUUUUUCACUACCUGGAGGUGUUGUUUCGCAUUAUUAAACCCAGGAAAGUGUUCUUUAUGGCUGUUGAUGGUGUGGCUCCUCGAGCAAAAAUGAACCAGCAGCGUGGGAGGCGUUUUAGGUCAGCAAAGGAGGCAGAAGACAAAAUUAAAAAGGCAAUAGAGAAGGGAGAAACUCUUCCUACAGAGGCCAGAUUUGAUUCCAACUGUAUCACACCAGGAACUGAAUUUAUGGCCAGGUUACAUGAACAUCUGAAGUAUUUUGUAAAUAUGAAAAUUUCCACAGACAAGUCAUGGCAAGGAGUUACCAUCUACUUCUCAGGCCAUGAGACUCCUGGAGAAGGAGAGCAUAAAAUCAUGGAGUUUAUCAGAUCCGAGAAAGCAAAGCCAGAUCAUGAUCCAAACACCAGACACUGUCUUUAUGGUUUAGAUGCUGACUUGAUUAUGCUUGGAUUAACAAGUCAUGAGGCACAUUUUUCUCUCUUAAGAGAAGAAGUUCGAUUUGGUGGCAAGAAAACACAACGGGUAUGUGCUCCAGAAGAAACUACAUUUCACCUUCUACACUUGUCUUUAAUGAGAGAGUAUAUUGAUUAUGAGUUUUCAGUAUUAAAAGAAAAGAUCACAUUUAAAUAUGAUAUUGAAAGGAUAAUAGAUGAUUGGAUUUUGAUGGGGUUUCUUGUUGGUAAUGAUUUUAUCCCUCAUCUACCUCAUUUACAUAUUAAUCAUGAUGCACUGCCUCUUCUUUAUGGAACGUAUAUUACCAUCCUGCCAGAACUUGGGGGUUAUAUAAAUGAAAGUGGGCAUCUCAACUUACCUCGAUUUGAGAAAUACCUUGUGAAACUAUCAGAUUUUGAUCGGGAGCACUUCAGUGAAGUUUUUGUGGACCUAAAAUGGUUUGAAAGCAAAGUUGGUAACAAGUACCUCAAUGAAGCAGCAGGUGUAGCAGCAGAAGAAGCCAGGAACUACAAGGAAAAGAAAAAAUUAAAGGGCCAGGAAAAUUCUCUGUGUUGGGCUGCUUUAGACAAAAAUGAAGGCGAAAUGGUAACUUCUAAGGAUAAUUUAGAAGAUGAGACUGAAGAUGAUGACCUAUUUGAAACUGAGUUUAGACAAUAUAAAAGAACAUAUUACAUGACGAAGAUGGGGGUUGACAUAGUAUCUGAGUACGUUUUUGCCAAUGCUUUUAUUUUAAAAUAGAAAAAAUCAGAUUUUACAGUUAUUCAGAAAACAACGUAAUUUUGAUAAAGUAGUAGGAGAAAAAGGAUUUUUUGGUUUCAUUAAUUAUUGUGUAUGUUUCAACUAAUCUGGUUUUGAAGAAGAUGGUAUUAAUUCUGACUUGUAUUAUAUUACUGUGAUAAAAAUUGCUGAAGAGAAAAUGAUCCUUAUAUAUAAGGAUUUUUGUUACAAAGUUGUUUAUAAUAGUAAAAAAUUAGAAAUAAUCUAAAUGUCCAGUAAGAAGGUUCAUCAUAAUUAGCCACUGCUUCUUCAUUACAGUCACCAACUCUGUCACCUCUUCCAUCUCCAGAAUCUGCAGAACUGCUAAACUGGUACUUGCAGAAAGUUCAUAACAAUUUGGAAGGAUGCUUAUAGUACAUUAUUAAGUACAAAUUGUAAAGGAAAGACAUGAAAUCGUACAUACAGUAUGCUCUCAUUAACACUUUAAAAAACCUAGAUACAGAAAAAAGACCGAAACACUACAAAAUGUAAAAGUGAUGGUUAUAAGAUGAUAAAAAUGCUGUUCUUCAUUAUCCAGAUUUUCACUCAUGAGGAAAUAGUUCUUUUAUAAUAAAAAAGCAAUUAUUUUUCAUGAUAAAAAACAUACCUCCCAGAAA